Adelges cooleyi (spruce gall adelgid) is the source of this 1917-nucleotide messenger RNA. RefSeq names its product serine/threonine-protein kinase meng-po. Gene Ontology annotation, molecular function: protein serine/threonine kinase activity; ATP binding. Gene Ontology annotation, biological process: peptidyl-serine phosphorylation; peptidyl-threonine phosphorylation. The transcript is spliced from 7 exons. NCBI's taxonomy places the organism in Eukaryota, Metazoa, Arthropoda, Insecta, Hemiptera, Adelgidae. The coding region runs from base 641 to 1786 and encodes 381 amino acids. The record is from RefSeq and is a predicted model, not a curated record.
GACAUGUCUCAAAAUCAAUUUGUGUUUGAAAGAAAAUCGGGUGGAGUGUCAAGAAAACUAAAAAACGCUGGAAAUGUAACAAAAAUUCGAGAAUUCGAGCUAGAAAAAUUUUAGAUUGUUCAUGUUAAAAUAGUGUUAUUAUAAUUUUAUAAUUAAUACUCUAUUAAGGCUGCUGAGCUUGAAGGCAAAGGCAUAUUUACUGCUUACAUUAAGUAGUUAAUCAACAUUUAAGCCAGUAUUAAAACAAAUGCCAAUCAUAAAUCAUAGUUACCGUGAGAGCGGGUUGAUAUAAAGACUACAGAUUAACAUUAUUUACGGGUUGACGGUAUAGUGAACUCCAGCCUGUGUCGGUAUUGAUUUCAUCAUCGGUUAACAACGAUACAGUGUGAUUCAUUAAGGAUAAGACUUUAUUUCUCGGAAAAUAAUUACAAUCUUAUAGUUUUUUUUUAUUAUUGUACAUAAUUAUAAAACAACCAAAUAUUUACCUUUUUUAGUAUUAUCCCGAGCGCUAAUAACUUUUGAAACUAAAUGGUAAUGUAAAAGUAUCUUCAGCGCUAACAGCAGACUACCGUUAGCCAUUAGCGCUGAAGAUGACAACAUUGCUGCCGAAAUACAUAUACGCAGAGAGUUCAUUGUUUUUAUGAUUGACUUAAUAGAGACUUUCGAUAUUGUUCAAAUAGUCGGCGAAGGAUGGUUUGGAAAAAUAUUGCUGGUUGAACAUCGUGGUACUGACAAUGAAAUGGUUUUAAAGGCACUUCCAAAGAAUUAUAUAGCUGUAAAAGACUUUUACCGAGAAUUUCAUUACAGCUAUCAUCUUAGUGCUCACCGCAAUAUCGUUUCUACUUUUGACGUUGCUUUCCAGACAGCUAGCUUUUACGUAUUUGCUCAAGAGUAUGCACCAUUAGGUGAUCUUACAUCCAACAUAUCGGACAACGGAAUUGGAGAACUACAUAGCAAAUCAGUUGCAAAACAACUUGUUUCUGCAAUUCAAUACAUUCAUAGUUGCGAUUUGGUACAUAGAGAUAUUAAGCUAGAUAACAUACUGGUUUUCAAAAGUGAUUUUUCGAGGAUAAAAUUAUGCGAUUUCGGUGAAACACGAAAAAAUGGCAGUUGGGUCACACGUCGGAAUGAAUGGAUUCCUUAUAUGCCUCCUGAAAUUUUAGCUAUUGAUACUGAACAUAAAUACAAGGUAGAAACCUCACAUGACGUGUGGCAAUUCGCUGUAGUGCUGUUUGUAUGUCUGACCGGCUGUUUACCAUGGCAAAAAGCCAGCUCCGAAGAUCCUAGAUUUGUGGGUUAUGUAUACUGGUUGACAAGCAAUGGAAUAAUGAGUCCAUUUAGAAGGCCUAAAUUAUUCAAAUUACUGACAUCAAAUGCACAAAGGAUGUUUCGCAAGUUCCUACAGCCUAAUAUAAAAACGAGACCAAGUUUUUUAGAUGAAGUGCACAAUUUCAUAGAUGAGCGAUGGCUUUCCAAAUAUAUGUUAGAUAAAAAUAAAUUUUCAGAUGAUGUAGAUGAACUGAGCCCGUCUUUAUACAGUUAUCAAACAGACCAGGAAGAAAAUAAACACUUUUUGUUAGCUUUUGCUAAUUGUGGAAUUGAGACUGUAAUUGUGGAUAGAGCAGCUAAAAAAGAACGUAUUAAGCAGUGGAUUCAGGCCAGUGUUAUUGAGGAAGAAGAAGAAGACACUAGUGAAAAUACAAGUAGACUAAGUCUAUCACACAGAAGUAGCAGUAAUAUCGAAGAAAACGAACUAUAUGCUCUGACUAAACGUGAAACUAAUUAAAUAUGUAAUUAUAAAUAAAUGGUAUUAGGUUUUUAAAAUAUUUGCCAAAAUAAAAAGACUGCAGACAUGUAUCAUGUAGGUAUCUACUGAGAAUAAAUAAAGUGAAGUAUGAACAUUAACCAUUUUUUAUC